AUGGCUGAAACAGAAUAUGAUGAAAAACUUUAUAACAAAUUGAUAGAAAAGUACAAAGAUUAUAUUGAUACAAUCGAUAAAUUAUAUAACAUCAAACCAGAGUUCAUUGAAGAUCUUUACACUAAUAUCAACGCGUUGAUCAAAAAAUAUAAAAUGUUGCCAUGCUUUUUCAUAAAUACAAUUGCCCUGUUUAUUCAAGAAGAUCCAUCUGCAAUCAAAUCAUACUGGACAAUUAUUGAAUUGCUCAUGAAAGAGCACAUUCCUGAAAUUGGAUUUAUAGCAUUGGAGUAUCCCGACAAUUUGAAGACACUAUUAAAGAAGAACUACAAAAAGAACCUGACUUGCGCCAAGAAAAUAAAGAUACAAGGCAAGCAAGAGAAGAUACUCGCCCCUUUUCCAGAAAGAUCAAUCGAAUUUCAUCUGCUCAAUGAUGAUGUCGAUUUUUUGAAGGAAAAAUCCAAAAAAGUUGAUGAAUCAACGCUCUCUAAAUGCUGCCAAUUUGGAGCAAUCACAUGCUACAACUACCUGAAGUCAAUUGGCUGCAAACCAAGUUCAAAUAAUGUUUCUGCAGCAAUUGCAGGCAAAAACAAAGAAAUUAUCAUGGAUGUGCUAAAUAACAUAGAAACAAAGGAUGGAUUAUGGUUGCAAUACCAGUAA
Trichomonas vaginalis G3 is the source of this 657-nucleotide messenger RNA. RefSeq names its product spectrin binding. The record is from RefSeq and is a predicted model, not a curated record. NCBI's taxonomy places the organism in Eukaryota, Parabasalia, Trichomonadida, Trichomonadidae. The coding region runs from base 1 to 657 and encodes 218 amino acids. The transcript has a single exon.